Molecule: messenger RNA, 1911 nt
Organism: Hermetia illucens (black soldier fly)
Lineage: Eukaryota; Metazoa; Arthropoda; Insecta; Diptera; Stratiomyidae
Product: trypsin-1
Exons: 6
Coding region: 552-1769 (405 amino acids)
Biological process (GO): proteolysis
Molecular function (GO): serine-type endopeptidase activity
Source: RefSeq, a predicted model, not a curated record
GACGUCGUAAAGCGGGUAAAAAACUAUCUUCAAGCAACUUUAAAAUCUGAACUUGAGAACCGUUUUGGACCCUACACAAAGCUUUUCGUGCGCUGCGUUUAUCCGCGAAAGUGAAAAUUGUGGGUCCAUUAUUUCAGCUUCAAAAUCCCAACAAGUUUCACUUUCCACUCGACACUUCUGAAAGCAUCUCGUUGUCGUUAGUGCAGCGAUAGCUAAAAGAAAACAGAACCUAGCCAGGUUGGUUGCAGCCAGAAAUAUUUCUUAAUCAGAUUUGUGGUGGCUCUAAUCAUCGGGAAAUGUUUUCUUGCUUCGAGGUAAAAAGUGCAUAAGAAAGACGUAAAUGAAGCAAACCUAUGACCAUGAAAACGUGAAAAGCCUCUCGAGAAGGUAAACACAAAAGUGAACAGUUCGGGAUGCCAGUUGAGCCGGUGAAGUGUUAAACGCUGGCCUACCAGCGAGCGCAGAGAUCCGUGAAAAAUGCAAAUCACAGCGCUGGUGGCAACUUGCCGGUGAGUGCCUAAGAACCAUCCAAGCGUCUAAGCAAGUGCAAAAUGGCUUUCCUCCUGACAUUCACGCUUAUCUUCACGCUACGCGGAUCAUCUACUUCUUACCCAUCCACCGUGUCGGCGGCAGCAUCGCAACAUCAAAGUUCAGAAUGUGGGGUUCGACCAGUUCGUCGUCAACCAAGGAACUUCAAACCCAACCAGUUCUACUACAACGACCGCAUACCGAAAAUAAUCGCUGGAAGUCCGACCCGAGAAGGCCAAUUUCCGUGGCAGGCAUCGCUCGAACUUCUACAUCCUUCAAUGGGAUUCCUAGGCCACUGGUGCGGAGGAGUUCUCAUCGAUCAGUACUGGAUCCUCUCAGCAGCGCACUGUGUUCAUAAUGACCUGUUCAAUCUACCCCUACCACCACUCUGGACGGUUGUGCUGGGCGAGUACGAUCGUGUCGUAGAGUCCGGCUAUGAACAACGAAUACCUGUUGAGAAAAUCGUCCUUCAUCAAAACUAUCAUAAUUUUCUGCACGAUUUGGUGCUGAUGAAGUUAUCCACGCCAGCAGACAUGUCCUGGUCCUCGAACAUACGAAAAAUUUGUCUGCCGUUUGUAUUCGAUGAGAACACCCAAUCGAGCUUGGAGCAGAGCCAGCAGGACAGUCAAAUUGAUGAUUUCGGGGCCCUAGAGAAGGACGACAAUUUUCUACGAAAGGUCCGAAUCAGACAUAAGAACUUUACAUUGCCAAGCAUGAAGGAGUUACUUAGUACAAAGAUAUCCGGACUAAUGCACAGAAGCAUGAAUAGUCGACGGGGACGGGAAUUCCCGCCGAAGCGACGAAAUGAUAAACUCAUGGCCGGAUUCGGAGAUGAGUUAUACGAGGCGAAGCAUGAAAGUGUCCAAGAGGUGAAGGACCUCCCUUAUAUUGAUUGCGUUGCGACAGGAUGGGGGAAGUCAAACAUAAGCGGCGAUAUUACGGAUAUCCUGCUCAAAACAGAUGUUCCCCUACACAGUAGUGCGAGAUGCCGGGAAGCUUACGGAACGUUUGUUCGUGUUCAUAGAGGACACCUAUGUGCUGGAAAGCUGAAUGGUAAAGGUGGAACAUGUGUGGGUGAUUCAGGAGGGCCAUUACAAUGUCGUCUGACGAAGAAUGGGCCAUGGAUUCUGGCCGGAGUCACCUCGUUUGGAUCUGGUUGUGCACUUGAGGGAUUUCCGGAUGUGUAUACAAGGACGUCAUAUUAUAUGAAAUGGAUUCAGGAUACAAUUACCAGCGACUAAAUAAGAUUAGAGUUGUUAGACAUACAUAAAGAGAUUAUCAAUUGUUAGGCAGUUUCUGUAUAAAAAUGUGUUUGUUUAAAUGAUGUGAUAUUUAAGAUAAUUCUGUUUUCGUUUUUGUUUUUAGAUAUUUAAAUAUUUUAUG